Messenger RNA from Silurus meridionalis, 1862 nucleotides. It is a transcript of the gene slc39a14, whose product is annotated as solute carrier family 39 member 14. The record is from RefSeq and is a predicted model, not a curated record. Lineage: Eukaryota; Metazoa; Chordata; Actinopteri; Siluriformes; Siluridae. Gene Ontology annotation, cellular component: membrane. Gene Ontology annotation, molecular function: zinc ion transmembrane transporter activity. Gene Ontology annotation, biological process: intracellular zinc ion homeostasis; zinc ion import across plasma membrane.
CAUGCGUGGUUUUCCCCACACGGCCAGUCAUCGCUCUGUUUGAGUGUGUGUGAGUGUGUGUUGGUCGAGGUGGCAGAUAAACGAGCAAAACACACACACACACACACACACACCGGCUCCGUUACAUCCGUGAUCUCUGGACGGACAUCCCGAAAUUUACCUGGUCGGAAGUGAGGGACUCCGGAAACCGGCCGAUCCUGCGUCAUGACCGAGCUCUCAGCCAAUGGCUGCACCCAGCUGACCUUGACCUUUGCCUUCACCCUGCUCCUUGGUCUGUUAUGUUGGCCCUCAGGAGAGGUCAGGGGUCAGACAGGGCUCCCUCCUGCUCUGAUCCUGCAGGACCUGCUGAGCCGCUAUGGAGAAAACGGCACCAUUUCAGUGCCGCAGCUCCGGUCGCUCCUCGCUCACCUCGGCGCCGCAGAGCGGAGAAACCACCUCAGACCCCACGUCCAGGACCACCACCAAGUCCACGACUGUUUAGCCGCAGGCACUCUGGCAGCUCAUGGUCUAAGUGAGAAGUCGCGUUUGAACGGACCGGGUCUGCAGGAGUUCUGUCCCACCAUGCUGCAGCAGCUCGACUCUCGGCUGUGUCGGGAUGAGCAGAGGCAGGAACCCGAACCGAGCGCCAAGCCGUCCAACGCUGAAGUGUGGGGUUACGGGUUCGUGUGUGUAACGGUGAUCUCGCUGUGUUCGCUGCUCGGCGCCAGCGUGGUGCCCUUCAUGAAGAAAACCUGUUACAAACGCCUGCUGCUCUACUUCAUAGCUCUGGCCAUCGGCACGCUUUAUUCCAACGCGCUCUUUCAGCUCAUCCCCGAGGCGUUCGGUUUCAACCCCAUGGAGUCGUACUACGUGUCCAAAUCCGCAGUGGUCUUCGGAGGCUUCUAUCUGUUCUUCUUUACGGAAAAAGUCCUCAAGAUGAUUCUCAAACCCAAACACAGGGGAGAACACGGUCACAGUCAUUUGCCCGUGGGAAGCCGUGAUAUGGAGGACGGAGUGAUGGAGAAGCUGCAGAACGGAGAGUCAGGAGGAGCAGUGUCCUUGCCUCGAGUUGACGGAGAGAUCAGGGAGGACGAUAAAAUGCUGAGUGCCGGACAAGCGGCGCAGGACUCUCAGGGAGGGUGUUACUGGUUAAAGGGUCAAGCGUACUCUGAUAUCGGCACCCUGGCGUGGAUGAUCACCCUCAGUGACGGACUCCAUAACUUUAUAGACGGUUUGGCCAUCGGGGCUUCGUUCACGGCAUCUGUGUUUCAGGGAAUCAGUACAUCAGUGGCCAUCCUGUGUGAGGAGUUUCCCCAUGAACUGGGUGACUUUGUGAUCCUACUGAACGCAGGAAUGAGCAUCCAGCAGGCUCUGUUCUUCAACUUCCUGUCCGCGUGCUGCUGUUAUUUAGGAAUGGGAUUCGGGAUACUGGCGGGAAACCAAUUCUCGCCGAACUGGAUCUUCGCCCUGGCAGGAGGCAUGUUCCUCUACAUCGCCCUGGCUGACAUGUUUCCUGAGAUGAACGAAGUGAGUCGCGAGGAAGAGGAAGUCGGAGGAAGCGCGCAGCUCGUGACCUUCGCCAUCCAGAACGCCGGCUUGCUAACCGGCUUCAGCAUCAUGCUCCUCCUGACCAUUUACUCAGGACAGAUACAGCUCGGAUAGCGCCGGAAAACACAAUGAACUGACUCAGCUUGACCUUUAACCUUUAAAUCCCCCGACCCAACCACCAUCCCACUUCCCUCGGAUUUAAGAUCUGCCCUGAUGAGACUCUGUUUUGACGGAACUCGGAGGAGCUGCUGAUGAGGCUCGAUGAGAACGAAAUAAAACUCGCUCUGAGCCAAUACAGAUUCUAUAAAAAAAAGAAAAGAAACUGACGUACAAAA